AUGGCUGUUGUGCUGGAUGCUUUUGCGUCCUACUUGCAGAGCAUGGUGGCAGAGAUGGCGAGAGAAGAGAUGCGCAUGCUGCUGGGAGUGUCCGGCGAGAUCACCAGGCUGGGCGUCAGGCUCGGAGACCUCAAGAAGUUCCUCGCCGACGCCGACAGGAGGAACAUCAGCGACCGGAGCGUGCAGGGGUGGGUGAGCGAGCUCAGGGAUGCCAUGUACGACGCCGUCGACAUCCUCGACCUCUGCCACCUCAGGGCCAUGGAGCGCGGCAAGGCGGCGGCUGGAUCCUGCUGCAACCCGCUGCUCUUCUGCCUCCGGGACCCCCUCUUCGCCCACGACGUCGGUGGCAGCAUCAGGGCGCUCAACCGGAGGCUGGACCACAUCAAGACGAGGAGUGCUCACUUCAGCUUCGUCAACCUCGUCUCUUACACCAAAGCUAGCAGCAGCAAGUCUCGCCCAGGCCCAGCUCCCAACCGCGAGACGACGGGGGAGCCUGUCCGGUCGGGUGUGGUCGGGGACAAGAUCAGAGAGGACACCAGAGAACUUGUCGAGAUGCUGAUAGAAAAGCCGGCGAGCAGUGAAAUCACGGUGGUCGCCAUCGUCGGCGUCGGAGGGAUCGGCAAGACCACCCUCGCCCGGGAGAUCUACAACCACGACACCGUCAGGGACAAGUUCGACAAGAGGAUAUGGCUGAGCGUCAACCAGGACUGGGACAAGCUUGAGCUGCUCCGGAACGCCAUCACCCUCGCCGGCGGAGACCACCGCGGUGAGAAAGCAAUGGCCGUGCUCUGGCCAAUCCUUACUGCCGCAUUGGACGGGAAGAGGUUCUUGCUGGUCAUGGAUGAUGUGUGGAGCCAGAGGGCAUGGGAGGAUGUGCUUGAAACGCCAUUGUCCAAUGCUGCUGCGCCUGGAGGAGGUUCCUACAGCCGAAUCAUCAUCACCACAAGAGAUGAACGAGUCGCUCGAGCCAUGAAAGCAUUGCAGCCCUACCACCACGUCCACAAACUUGGGCCUCAUGAUGCCUGGUCAUUACUCAAGAACCAGGUUGUCUCAAAUGAGAAGGAUGAAGCUGAUAUUGAUAUGCUACAGGAUGUCGGGAUGGAAAUCAUAGCAAAAUGUGAUGGCUUGCCACUUGCAGUCAAAGUGAUGGGAGGACUCUUGUGUCAGAAAGAGAGAAGUCGAAAGGACUGGGAGAAUGUCCUGAAUGAUUCUGCAUGGUCGAUUGUUGGAAUGCCGGAAGAGCUUAACUAUGCUGUAUACCUGAGCUAUGAAGAUCUCUCACCCUGUCUGAAGCAAUGCUUUCUGCACUACUCCCUUCUCCCCAAGAACAUAGUGUUUGGCUAUGAUAUAAUUGUUGGCAUGUGGGUCAGUGAAGGAUUUGUUCAUGGAAGCCCAUCAGAUGAAUUAGAAGAAUCAGGAAGGCAGUAUUACAAGGAGUUGAUCGCGAGGAACCUCAUAGAACCAGACAAAGAGUUCAUUGACCAAUAUCAUUGCACCAUGCACGAUGUCGUUCGCUCAUUUGCACAGCGUCUGUUGGGAGAUGAAGCACUAGUAGCUCACACCGGAGAGGUCGGUAUAAUUAGCCAGCUCAAUUCAGAAAAGUUUCGUCGGCUGUGUAUAGAAAGCAGAGGAUCCGAAUCAGGUGAGUUGCAGUGGAGCAUGCUGCAAGAGCAGACAUCACUGAGAACACUGAUAGCAAUCGGGCAACUCAAGGUUAAUCCCGGGGAUUCUUUUAUCUCCUUUUCAAGCCUACGGACACUGCAUAUACAAUCAGCAAAUGUUUCUGCACUGGUUGACACACUUUAUCAACUGAAACACUUGAGGUAUUUGUCCAUUCGGUACUCUGAUAUAUCGAGACUACCAGAAAACAUCGGCAAGAUGAUGUUUUUGCAGCUUAUUAGCCUCAGAGGAUGUGAAAAUGUGAAGGAACUUCCUGACAGCAUUGUAAAGCUUGGGCAGCUGCGAUAUCUUAGCCUGACUGGCACGAGUGUAGAUGCAGGCAUACCUAGAGGGUUCUGUGGCCUCUCAAAUCUGAGGAAACUGUAUGGUUUUCCAGCUCACAUGCGUGGUGAUUGGUGUAGCUUGGAAGAGUUAGGCCCUCUUUCCCAGCUCAGGGAUCUUGCAAUAAAGAAUCUCGAGAAUGUAUCAUCAGCUUCGUUUGCGACAAUGGCGAUGCUAGGUUACAAGAAGCACCUCACCUACUUGACGCUGGGAUGCAGAAGCAGACUGGACGACGACGGAUUGGUCAUCGAGGAAAGAAGAGCCUCUGAGGAAGAGAAGAGACGAAUCGAGGAGGUGUUUGAUGAGCUCUGUCCUCCGUCCUGCGUAGAGACACUCGACAUCGGGGGAUACUUCGGGCAGCGGCUGCCGAGGUGGAUGACGUCGUCGGCGGCGCUCAGGUUCCUCAGGUUCCUGACGAUGGAUGACCUUGCCAUGUGUGCCCAGCUCCCUGAUGGUCUCUGCCAGCUCCCCUGCUUGCAGCUCCUGCAGGUUGACCGGGCUCCGGCUAUCAAGAAAGUAGGGCAUGAUUUCCUGCAGCCCUGCCGACGUCUCCGUGCAGCUCAGACGACAGACGCAGCAUUUCCCAGGUUGCAAAGACUGGAGCUGAUCGGAAUGGCAGAAUGGGAGGAAUGGGAGUGGGAGGAGCGAGCUGAUGUGCAAGCCAUGCCUGUUCUUGAGCUGCUACUGCUCAACAGGUGCAAGCUGAGGUGCCUUCCUCCAGGCCUCGCCUUCCAUGCGAGGGCUCUCAAGAAGCUUCACCUGUACGAGGUCCAGCACCUGAGCUCUCUGGAGAGCUUGCCUUCCAUCGUUGAGCUCGAUGUGUUUCACAACCCAAACCUGGAGAGGAUCACCGACCUCUGCAGGCUGCAGAAGCUCACCAUUGUCAAGUGCCCAAAGAUGCAACUGCUGCAUGGUGUGCCUGCAAUUCAGAGGCUUUGCUUGGAGGAUUACAGCAUGGAGACUCUCCCAGAUUACUUGGAAAGUGUAAGUCCCAGGCAUCUUCUGCUUGACUGCAGCCUCGCACUGCUCGCUUCCAUUGCCACAGGAGAAUCUUGCUCUGAGUUGGGCAAGUUGAGCCAUAUCCAACACGUAAAUGCACAUGCGCGUGAAGGGAACAACCCCAGGAAAUGGUACGCGCUAUACACACGAGAACCCAACAGAUUUGAGACCAAUAUCGUCAACUGCUCUUCAAUACCUACAGGUUAUGAAGAGGAACAGCAGUUAGAGACAAAAACGCCCUGUCAAGCCAGAAAGAAAGUGAGCAGACGAAGAGAUGGAGGAAAGGCUGCACAUUGAGGGCCCCUGUUUUGAAGGAGGGGUAUUUCUUCGACAAUGUCACGGGUAAAAGCAUAUUGCAAUAUCGAUCAAUGGAUCUUAAAAAUUGAAGGCGUUAUACUGAAAAUAUAUGCAUGUAAGAAUGAAGAGGGAAAUUUUCAGCUGCUCAGAAUCCAAGUGUCAUCCGUAUUUUGCGUACAUGUGGAAUGUGGCGUGGGGACAAUACAUACAUAGGGGACAAAACUGCAGAUGUAAACAGAACUUCACCCACAUGUAUAUAGUUGAUCUGGAACUAUAACCAUAU
Messenger RNA from Oryza brachyantha (malo sina), 3580 nucleotides. RefSeq names its product putative disease resistance RPP13-like protein 1. Lineage: Eukaryota; Viridiplantae; Streptophyta; Magnoliopsida; Poales; Poaceae. Gene Ontology annotation, biological process: defense response to other organism. The record is from RefSeq and is a predicted model, not a curated record. Gene Ontology annotation, molecular function: ADP binding. The transcript is spliced from 3 exons. The coding region runs from base 1 to 3297 and encodes 1098 amino acids.